This is a messenger RNA of Mesocricetus auratus (golden hamster), 1376 nucleotides long. RefSeq names its product actin-like protein 9. Lineage: Eukaryota; Metazoa; Chordata; Mammalia; Rodentia; Cricetidae. The transcript has a single exon. Gene Ontology annotation, cellular component: membrane; synapse; cytoplasm. Gene Ontology annotation, biological process: cell motility; axonogenesis. The record is from RefSeq and is a predicted model, not a curated record. The coding region runs from base 93 to 1328 and encodes 411 amino acids. Gene Ontology annotation, molecular function: nucleosomal DNA binding; protein kinase binding.
CCCUGGUCCUAGCUGGGCCUUUUCUUCCUGCACCCCAGAGUAAAGCAAGGUCUCAACUUUGUCAAUCAGCCUCACCCAAUCCACUUGCAACGAUGGAUGUAAAUGGUUCCAAGCGCUGGGAGCCCCACAGGUCGCUUGCUCUGAACCCUCCAUCAACCCCAGUAAACAAGAAUCGGCUGAAAGAAUCCUGUGGUGUGGUUGGUAACAAGCUGCCAGCAAAGCUGAGUGCUGUGGUCAUCGACAUGGGUUCUGGCACGUGUAAGAUGGGCUUUGCAGGACAGACUCGGCCCACCUACAUCGUAGCCAAUGUUGUGGGCUGCCAACCCAGGAAACAAACCACCAUGGGGCACUUCAAGGUGGAGACUUACGUUGGUGACGCUGCCCACGCUUGCCCGGAGUUAACCCUGACGCAGCCAGUUCGUAAUGGCCUUGUGGUGGACUGGGAAGCAGCUGAGCUCAUCUGGCGCCACAUUCUGGAGAGUGACCUCCGAGUGGCCACCCAGGACCAUCCUCUGCUCUUCACGGAACCACCCUUCAACCCUGCCAGAAACCGUGAGAAGCUGGUGGAAGUUGUCUUCGAGUCUCUGCACUCCCCUGCCAUGUAUGUGGCAUCCCAGUCUGUGCUGUCAGUCUAUGCCAAUGGGCGCGUCAACGGGCUGGUGGUAGACACUGGCCACGGGGUCAGCUACACAGUGCCAGUCUUCCAAGGCUACAACCUGCCCAAUGGCAUCCAGCGCCUGAACCUGGCUGGCCACUACUUGACCACCUUCUUGGCAGAGAAAAUCUUGCGGUCCAGCUUGCCGCUGAAGAAGGAAGACACGGACAACAUGGAGAGCAUCAAGCAUCAAUACUGCUAUGUGGCCUCGGACUUCCAGAAGGAGCAAGGUCGCCCUGAUGACAAAUUCCGGCGGUGCCUGAAGCUGCCAGAUGGACAGAUGGUCACAGUCGGGAAGGAGCUCUUCCAGUGCCCUGAACUACUAUUCCAUCCCCCGGAGACCUCGGGACAUUCAUCUUUGGGCCUCCCCGGCAUGGUGGAACGCAGCCUCUGCACAGUGCCCCAGGAGCUGCGGGCCGACAUGGAACAGAAUGUGCUGCUAUGCGGAGGUUCCUCUCUCUUCCCGGGCUUCGAAGGCCGCUUCAAGACUGAGCUGCUGCAAUGUCUUAGUCCACAAGCCCAAGUGGUUGUGGCCGCUCACCCCAACAGGAACCUCUCGGUGUGGAUUGGGGGAUCCAUUCUGGCCUCUCUGUAUGCCUUCCAGUCCCGCUGGAUCCAGCGUGAGCAGUAUGAGGAACAAGGUCCCAAUAUAGUGCUCCACAAGUGCUCUUGAUUCAGGACAGGGUGCAGAGGGGUGUGGGAAUAAAGCUUCCGUAGGACA